AUGGAGCACAACCACCUUCACCUCCACCUCCACAACGGCUCCCUCCUGGCGCACCAGCGCUAUGGCUGCGGCUUGGGAUACGCACCUGUCGUCUACUACAGCCUGCUGCUCUGCCUCGGGCUGCCGGCAAACAUCUUGACAGUCAUCAUCCUUUCCCAGCUGGUGGCUCGCCGGCAGAAGUCCUCCUAUAACUAUUUGUUAGCUCUAGCUGCUGCUGACAUCCUGGUUCUCUUCUUCAUCGUCUUUGUUGACUUCCUCAUGGAAGACUUCAUCUUAAACAAACAGAUGCCUCAGGUACUGGACAAAAUAAUUGAGGUAUUGGAAUUUUCUUCCAUCCACACCUCCAUUUGGAUUACGGUUCCUCUGACAAUUGAUAGGUAUAUAGCUGUGUGCCAUCCGCUGAAGUACCACACAGUGUCCUACCCUGCUCGUACUAGAAAGGUCAUUGUAAGUGUCUAUAUCACCUGCUUUUUGACCAGCAUCCCCUACUACUGGUGGCCCAACAUUUGGAUCGAAGACUACAUAAGCACAUCGAUGCAUCACGUCCUCAUCUGGAUCCACUGCUUUACUGUUUACUUAGUGCCCUGCUCCAUCUUCUUUAUCCUGAAUUCCAUCAUUGUGUACAAGCUGCGGCGAAAGAGCAACUUCCGACUGCGAGGGUACUCCACGGGGAAAACAACAGCCAUUUUGUUUACUAUAACUUCUAUUUUUGCCAUACUUUGGGCACCAAGAGUAAUCAUGAUACUGUAUCACCUCUAUGUGUCACCCAUAAACAACAGCUGGGUGGUGCAUAUUGUGUCGGACAUCGCCAACAUGCUCGCGCUGCUGAACACUGCAAUUAAUUUCUUCCUCUACUGUUUCAUUAGCAAAAGAUUUCGCACAAUGGCAGCUGCCACGCUGAAAGCCUUCUUUAAAUGUCAGAAGCAACCUGUACAAUUCUAUACAAACCAUAACUUUUCCAUAACAAGCAGCCCUUGGAUUUCCCCAGCCAACUCUCACUGCAUCAAAAUGCUUGUUUACCAGUAUGAUAAGAAUGGAAAGCCUAUAAAAAUAUCACCGUGAGAAGGGCGAGAGAGUUUCUGGGUGCAAGUUCUUUUCAAGUGGUUACAUCCCCAGGAUGUCAUUUGUUGAAAUGGCUGUUUCAAAGAGGGGUUCUUUGAUUUCAUUUCCCUGGGAGAUAGAGGGCAGAUCAGACUGUAAGGAGGGAACAGGAGCACUUGAUUUGAGGAGGAAAAGCGAGAAGGCAGGCGCCUCUGUCUCUUACACAGCCUUUUGAAUAUGCUUCAGAGUUCAAGUCUUAGUGUUUAGUCGCACUCAAACAUUUUGCAUUCCAGCACCAGUGCGGUCCAAAGUCAUUGGAGGGAGAAAGCCACAGCAGUGUUGAAUGACAACUUUUUAAAACACAAUGAUAAAACCUUACUUGACCAUGCAGUUCCCUGUCCAUGGAGCCAACAGAUGCUUUUACGCACUGCGGAAGGUGCCGUUUCUGGUGUGCGCACUUGCCAAAAACGAUGUGUUGUUUCUGACAUGAAAUACCAUCACACACAGUCUUUCUUGCUGUCAAGAGCUCAUUGCAGGAGGCAGUCUGCGGGACACGAACUGUGACAAGCCCUUUUUUGGCUCAUUUGAGCAAGGCUUGAGGACCAAUGUAGUACCUGUUGCAGCCUUGGCAUGGAAAGCAGUCCUGCAAGCUGCCAAUAUUCAUGGUUUAAGCUAUUAUUUAAGAACGCGACCAAGACAGGGGAGCUCAAGGGAGAGAGGGAGGUUUCUAGAGCCAAGAACAAAAGCAGCAUCUUUUUCCAGCUAUUUCAGUUAUAGCAGCUAAAGAGGCCAAGUCCUGAUGCAGAGCUCCCACUGCAGCUGCUCCUGCAAGGGUUGGAGUGAUCACAGGCUUUAGGUUCUUUUGUAAUCAGUAAAGAUUCUCAGUUAUCCCCCGUGUUCAGAGAUUAACACAUAAAAACCUCAACCUGUGAUCUUCUGAUGGAUGAUGCCAUUCUGUUGUAAAUCUGCCAUUUAACUGUUAAAAAAAAUUUACCCUGUUUGUGAAAGAAACCCACUGAAUACCAAACAGCUGUAAAAGCAUAGAUCAGCCUGGACUAAGGCUUUUAAAUAUUUACCUUAUUUAAAAUAUUCUCUUCCUUCACAUUUCAUAGCCAGCAUCCCAGGAAUGCUGAGUGUAGAGAAUGAGAGAAGAUAUUUUAGAGGAAGGCUGAAAAUGCAUUUCUUUUCAUUUCUAGCCUUGUCAGAUCUUAGCAUUUGGUAUCUCAGAGCCACAUACCAGAAUGUUUUUACUUCUGUAUUGGGCACUUAAUGCAGCCUUACUGAAUGUGAGAGCAGAGACUUCCUUGCAUGGUGAACACAAGCACAAUGUGGUCAGUAGACACAGCAACUUCUCAGUAACUGCAAAUAAGAAGUAGCCUGGUGCUAGUACUGCAUUUGUGCCUGUAUCCAUCUGCACUGCCAGCAGAAAGCUUGUGGUGCAUCAGGGACUGAUGUAGCAAGGUAAUCUGAGAAUGGAUCCAGUAAAUCCCGCUUUGGUGGGAUCCGAGGGCUGAAAGCAUCUCCCAAAAACCCAGGAUGACUCAGCUUUGGUGCAUUUCCCCUAAGAAAUACCAAGUCUGCAAAAGUCCUUCUGAGGAAACAGCCUGGUUCCCUUCUGCCACAAAGGUUGCAUUUGUGCACCGACUUGUAGUGGUGCUCUGCAAGAGCAAAACCCAUGCCAAACCUGAGCAUGCCUUCCCUUGGAGGGACAGCAGCAGAAGGUGCAAGCCAUGAAGACUGGAACGCCAGGCAAAGGCUGGCUUGUGUGUGGAGGCACUUUCUCAGGAGAGAUCAAGGCUACUCAGGUUGGUCAGGAGCACAGAGACAGGAUGCCCAGCACCUCGAUGUGCACACACCACCCAGUCCUGUCCCACUAGCAGAGCAGCAGGAAUCGCUGCUCAGCACUCCUCUGCGAGGUGCUGGAGCACCCCCAGGACCACUCUGGUUAGAACAAGGAGAGGGCAAUGUCUCAGGAAAGGGGGAGCUGAGAGCAAAAGCUGACCCUUCCCACCCUCCCUGGAUUCAAAGGGAAAUGAGGAGCCCCCUCAAUCCUAUAGACUGUCCCUGUGAUCUCAACAAAGCUUCACACUUACUUGCAAUAACACAGCCUAAGAGAGAUGCUCAGCCUUGCCGUUUGUCACGGCAAGGUUAAAAUGAUUGCUCCCUUUACCGCUGUUUUACAGAGAUCGUUUUGUGGCCAUGCCUUCUACCCUCCUCUCAGAAACCUCUCUCUGGUCUUUGUCAGUUGAUAGUAACCAAAGUUACCUUCUGAAAAAGGGUACUGUACGCUCUGUUUUGAGGAAAACACUGUAUUUAUAACUUAUUUUUAUUCUCACUUUGUUAUGAGGAAUGCUUGUCCGAGUUACCUGUGAAUGAGUCUAAAGUGCAAUAUCUAUGUAGAUAAGUGGUUCAUUUUGGAG
Dryobates pubescens (Downy woodpecker) is the source of this 3461-nucleotide messenger RNA. It is a transcript of the gene GPR139, whose product is annotated as G protein-coupled receptor 139. Gene Ontology annotation, biological process: G protein-coupled receptor signaling pathway. Bases 1 to 1062 code for a protein of 353 amino acids. The record is from RefSeq and is a predicted model, not a curated record. Gene Ontology annotation, cellular component: membrane. Gene Ontology annotation, molecular function: neuropeptide receptor activity. The transcript is spliced from 2 exons. NCBI's taxonomy places the organism in Eukaryota, Metazoa, Chordata, Aves, Piciformes, Picidae.